Messenger RNA from Phanerochaete carnosa HHB-10118-sp, 884 nucleotides. RefSeq lists its product as uncharacterized. Bases 189 to 884 code for a protein of 231 amino acids. The transcript has 5 exons. Lineage: Eukaryota; Fungi; Basidiomycota; Agaricomycetes; Polyporales; Phanerochaetaceae. The record is from RefSeq and is a predicted model, not a curated record.
CCGUUGGACCGCUUCGAUCUCGAGGGCCAGGGAACCCCGCUAUCGCAAGCGCCAGCUGGGCGUUCUCACGAGGAAACGAGGCGCACGUUCAUGACCUGCAGUCGCAUCGUCAACUACGUUCCACCAGUUCUUCAACAAUCCUGGCUUUCUCGAGGUCGAGACGCCGAUGAUAAGUAUGACUGCCGGCCAUGGGCGCGACCACGACAGUAGAGGAGAUGCUGCACACCGAAGGGACGAGCAAGUUCCUGCGGGGGCUGUGUCAGCAGUGCUUCGUGGAGUGCAGCGAGCCCCGGACGAAUGCACGUCUGCUGGACCAGCUGAUCGGCAAGCCCAUCGAGCCUCUCUGCAUCUCCCUCGCCUUCAUCACCGGUCGCCAAGUAUCGCCGGUCGAAGCCUGGGCUGAACGUCUGUUCGAGCAACGACUGCGGUUCGAGCAGCAGGUAACGCAGAAGGAGCAGGGUGACGACGAGGCCCAGGAUAUCAACGAGAUGUUCGCCGACGCGUGCGUACCGUCCCCUGCUGUAUCACUCCAAAAUCCGUCCCUACCCCUGUGGCUCCUCGUCCUGGAGACGACCGUGUACGGUCAUCUGCUGACGAUAGAUCGGCGCGUCAGCCUUCUCUCUAAGUCACGGCCUGGCGACCCCUCUCCUGCAAAUCGACCUGCGCCGGAUGACCGUGCGGCUGCUGCACCCGGUUCGAACUCCACGCCUUCACGUCCAGUUCCAGACUGUGCUUCAGCACCGAUUCGACCUUCCUAUCCCCGUCCAUCUGUUGCUGAUACUCGCUUCCUGAUCGACUCUCAUGACCUGAAGAUCGUGGUUGGCCUCUGGCAAACGAUCAUCCACAAAGGCUUUUACAAGGACCCGCUCGCCACCAAGAUCUAG